Molecule: messenger RNA, 2574 nt
Organism: Oryza brachyantha (malo sina)
Lineage: Eukaryota; Viridiplantae; Streptophyta; Magnoliopsida; Poales; Poaceae
Product: probable serine/threonine-protein kinase WNK3
Exons: 6
Coding region: 229-2043 (604 amino acids)
Biological process (GO): protein phosphorylation; intracellular signal transduction
Cellular component (GO): cytoplasm
Molecular function (GO): ATP binding; protein serine/threonine kinase activity
Source: RefSeq, a predicted model, not a curated record
CUUCUCCUCCACCCUCUAAUCACGCCACGUCACGCAGCUCGCAGCCAGAGCUGGUAAGCUCUCUCGCCCAGAAAUAAUACUACUUGAAACGCGCGCAGCAACAGAGAGAGCCUCGAGAUCGGCAUGCCACGCGAGCGAGCUCGAAUUCUUCUGAUCAAUGGAGAUGGGCUGGUGCUGAGCUGAUCAGGGUGUGUGGUAGAAUGAUGGGAGCCUUGCAGGUGCAGAGCAAUGGUGAUGCUGGUCGCCAUGGCCAUGGCCACCAUGGCGGCCUCCUCGCUGUGGCAGCAGGCUCGAUCCCGUCGUCUUCUUGCUCCAGCUCUCACGCUACUCUGCCUGUUCUUGCAGUACGAUGAGAUUCUUGGCAAGGGCUCGUCGAAGAUAGUGUACAAGGGGUUUGAUGAGUGGCGGGGAGUGGAGGUGGCGUGGAACCAGGUGCGGCUGCGGGACGUCGUGCACAGCGCCAGCGACCUGGAGCGGCUCUACGGCGAGGUCCACCUCCUCGCGGCGCUCCGCCACCGGACCAUCGUGCGCCUCGACGCCUACUGGAUCGACGCGCCACGCCGCGUCCUCAACUUCGUCACCGAGCUCUUCGUCUCCGGCACGCUCCGCCAGUACAGGGAGAAGCACCGGCGGGUGAGCAUGGCGGCGGUGCGGCGGUGGUGCAGGCAGAUCCUCGACGGGCUCGCCUACCUCCACGGCCAUGAGCCGCCGAUCAUCCACUGCGACCUCAAGUGCGACAACAUCUUCGUGAACGGCAACCAGGGAGAGGUCAAGAUCGGCGACCUAGGCCUCGCCGCCUUCCGCCGCGGCCGCCACGUCCGCUGCGUCGGCACGCCGGAGUUCAUGGCCCCCGAGGUGUUCGACGAGUCCUACGACGAGCUCGCCGACGUCUACUCCUUCGGCAUGUGCGUCCUCGAGAUGGUCACCCUCGAUUACCCCUACAGCGAGUGCUCCAACCCCAUCCAAAUCUACAAGCGAGUCGUCUCCGGGAUCAAGCCUGCCGCGUUGUGCAGCGUGAGGGACCCGGCGGUGAGGCAGUUCAUCGAGCGGUGCCUUGCCCCGGCGGCGCGGCGGCCGGCGGCGGCGGAGCUCCUCAACGACCCGUUCCUGCUGCAGCUUGAGGACGACGCCUUCUUCUCAGGCGACGGCGGCCAUGGCCAUGGAGACGGGUACUACAACUUGAUGUACAGCUACCUCCACCAGCCUGCUUGCAUCGACCACCGUGUCCGCAGCAGCGGCUCCAUGCCGAGCAACGGCUUGUCGCCGUCGAACAGCGUCGACGACGACAAUGAAGCGGACGCGGCGCCGUCGGCGGGGGACGACGACGGCGACAACUGGCUCCGUGACAUCCACAUGCUGUUCGACGAGGACGAAGACGACGCCGGCGAGCGUGUCGCCGGCGUGGACGUCGCCAUCAAGGGGAGGAGGACGGAGGACGGCGGCGUCUACCUCGGGCUGCGCAUCGCCGACAAGAACGGCACAGGGCGUGGCCGGAUAAUCUGCUUCCGGUUCGACACCGAGGCCGACACGGCGAUGAGCGUCGCGGCGGAGAUGGUCGCCGAGCUGGACAUCACCGACCACGAGGUGACACGCAUCGCCGAGCUAAUCGACGGCAAGGUCGCCGCGCUGGUGCCGGGGUGGAGGCCAGCCACCGACGACGACGACGACGUCGUCACCGUCGACGGCGAUGACCCGGACGCGCCGGGCGCCGCCGCCGCAUGCUGCAAGAACUGCCGGCCGUCGUCGUCGUCCUCGUCCUGCGGCUCCCUCGUCGAGUUCAUGUCCUCGUCAGCGGCGGCGGCGGCGGAGCGCGGUGGCUGCAGGCGCUGCGCCGAGCUGCACGGCCGGUUCGAGGAGAUCACGUUCCAAGCCGACGACGAAGAAGACGAGCAGCAUUUGCAGGGCUCAGGGUGCAGCUCUUCUGAGACCGGAGGAAGCAGCCACGGCCAGGCUGGGCAGCGCGCCAUGGACAAGGACCAGGAGCUCAUGGACAUCACUGGCUCUGCACAAGAUGGCACAGGAGAAGGUUCAGAGCAACCAUGAUCAAUUUGAUCAGUACGAUGAAGAUGACCAUAGAAAGAUCGAGCCACUGACAGGUCCUUGGCUGCGAGCAAUGGCGCAAUUCGGUGCCGCCGCCAUGAUCAAUGAGCUCGAAGCACCCGGCAUUGUGAGGGAGGUGGCUGACACUGACAGCAACCAUGAUCAGCUGCUCACUUUCAGAGGUUGCCUUUGCCGACACCUUGCAAGAACAAAGGAUGUACUGUUGAAAAUUGCUACUGAUGUUGGACAUACCCUUCUGACAAAGUAGAUCUACAGUUUCAAGAUUGGAUUUGCUCUUAUGUUUUAGAGAUUUGGCAUAUAUGGUUAGGAAAGAAGCUGAAAGAUGUAUAACCUUUUGUGUUUAUCCUUAGAGCAAGUUCAAUAGUAUAUCUAACUAUUAGAUCCAAUUCAUCUAUAGUCAAUCUAUACAAUAGUUACCUACAAAACAUCAAUACAUGGUCUUACAUGUUAUACACAUACUGUGUCUUGGAGCACGUGCUGCAGCUGGCUAUAAAUUAGUAAUCUACUUCUUCU